CAGCUGGAAACAUCUGGUUUUGCCUCUGCUUGUACUGGCAGCAUUAGAACUCGCAACCAGGGGAAAAAACCCUCAGCUUGAAGUUUCUCAGCAGCUGAAGAUCUCUUCCCACCCACCCCCGUUCUUGCCUUGGGAGCAAAAGAGGCUCCCACAGCAGAUGGCACUUGGGAGCAUACAGACGAUGGGUGAGCAAGGCCCUGAAGCAGGCCUGGGGGCAGGAAAAGACUUGGGAGCCAGGGGACUCUGGGGGAAAACAAGGCUGAAGAUCCUUCUAGGUGAGGAUGCCCUUGGCUGGGAUGUGCAGCACCGGCGUUUCAGGCAGUUCUGCUACCAGGAGGCCGAGGGCCCCCGAGACGCAUGCAGCCGACUCCAUGCUCUUUGCCACCAGUGGCUGAAGCCAGAAAGGCACAGCAAGAAGGAGAUGCUGGACCUGGUGGUCCUGGAGCAGUUCCUGGCCAUCCUGCCCCCGGAGAUGGAGAGCUGGGUCAGGGAAUGUGGGCCGGAGAGCAGCUCCCAGGCAGUGGCCCUGGCCGAAGGCUUCCUCCUGAGCCAGGCAGAGAGGCAGAAAGAGCAGGUGAGCAGGUUCAUCCCGGCAAUCAGCUGGGAGCCUAUCCCUAAAGCUUCUCUGCCCCAUUCCUGUGCAGAUGAGGGUUCCCUUCCUCUCCCCGCAGCCUCUUCCAGGGGCCAAGUGCUGCACGUGUCAUUUGAGAGCUUCCCUGCUCCUUAUGGGUCACAAUCCAGGAUUGGGGUGGAGGGAGCAAGAUGCUAG
This is a messenger RNA of Eublepharis macularius, 769 nucleotides long. RefSeq names its product zinc finger and SCAN domain-containing protein 9-like. The record is from RefSeq and is a predicted model, not a curated record. The transcript has a single exon. The coding region runs from base 158 to 769 and encodes 203 amino acids. Lineage: Eukaryota; Metazoa; Chordata; Lepidosauria; Squamata; Eublepharidae.